This is a messenger RNA of Alosa sapidissima (American shad), 2419 nucleotides long. RefSeq names its product transmembrane protein 106Bb (gene tmem106bb). The transcript is spliced from 8 exons. Lineage: Eukaryota; Metazoa; Chordata; Actinopteri; Clupeiformes; Clupeidae. The record is from RefSeq and is a predicted model, not a curated record. The coding region runs from base 211 to 1008 and encodes 265 amino acids.
UCUAGUUGAAGUUAAGUUUGUUAUAACCUAAUUAUUGAUCAUCGUUGCAUUGAUCCAGUAGAAUGCUACAUCAUUUAGAUAGCUAAUGCUAGCUGGCUAGCGAACACAAGACACUAACGUUAGUCAGGUUAAUUAGGUUAUGUGUGGCACUUACAACGACGUAUCUUGUUUAACCAGGGGUCUCAAAACAUCCUAUUACCAGGCGUGAGCAUGGGGAAGUCUAUGUCCCACCUGUCCAAGGGUUCCCAUGACGACUGCCAGGACAGCCUGACGUCAUCGUGCCCAGACCAAGGGGAUGAUGGGAAGCCUGGCGGAGACGUGUCGCAGUUCCCCUACGUGGAAUUCACCGGACGAGACAGCGUCACCUGCCCCACCUGCCAGGGCACUGGCAGGAUCCCUCGAGGUCAGGAGAACCAGUUGGUGGCUCUGAUUCCCUACAGUGACCAGAGACUGAGGCCGAGGAGAACUAAGCUCUACGUGACGGCCUCGGUGGUGGUGUGUCUGCUGAUCUCCAGCCUGGCGGUGUUCUUCCUGUUCCCGCGCUCCAUCGACGUCUCCUACGUCGGGGUCAAGUCCGUCUACGUCACCUACGACCAGAGCAAGCGCAUCGUCUAUCUCAACGUCACUAACACGCUAAACAUCACCAACAACAAUUACUACUCUGUGGAGGUGGCAAACAUCACGGCACAGGUGCAGUUCUCCAAGACGGUGAUCGGCAAGUCUCGCAUCAGCAACAUCACCACCAUUGGACCUCUGGACAUGAAACAGAUUGAUUACACCGUGCCAACCACUAUAGCGGAUGAGAUGAGCUACAUGUAUGACUAUUGCACCCUGCAGACCAUUAAGGUGCACAACAUCGUGGUUAUGAUGCAGGUGAUGGUGACCACGGUGUACUUCGGCCACGCUGAGCAGGUCUCCCAGGAGAUGUACCAGUACGUGGACUGCGGUGGCAACACCACCUCACUCCACACACACUCUGUGGCCAACAUGCUGCCCCCGCACGCGUAACCCCCCCGCCCACCAGCGGCCCCAUGACCCUCGGCCCCAUGACCCUCGGCCCCAUGACCCUCGGCCCCAUGACCACCACCACCACCCCAAUCCUCUCCUCUCCUCCUCUCUCUCUCCCCUUAUGUCUCUUUCUCCUCCUCCUCCUCUCCUCCCCUGUCCUCCCCUAUCCUCUUCUCUCCUCCUCUCUCCUCCUCUCUCCUCCUCUCCACUCCUCUCCUCUCUCCUCCUCUCCACUCCUCUCCUCUCUCCUCCUCUCCUCUCCUCUCCCUCCUCUCCUCUUGCCCCUAGACUGCGGGCCUGCUCUGGACCGCUCCUGGGCUGAGAGCUGAAGCCUUGACCACCACACUCCGGUGUGCAUCUGGGACGUUUCAGAAAGACUCUCUCACACACACACACACGCAGCACUUUAUGUCUCAAUCUCGUCCUGCGUAGUUCAUGAACUUUUUCAGUGCCACUUAACCUCAACAACACCACUCCUUUCCCAGACUCUGUGUGUGUGUGUGUGUGUGUGUGUGUGUGUGUUUGUGUGUGUGUGUGUGUGCAGUCUGCCCAAGCCGUUUAGUUCUCAUCCCCAUCUCUAGUCGUAGCAUUAAUUAUCGCCAUGGCGAUGACCUCUGGGCCUGCUGGCCUCCAGCUCCACACUGCAUCUAUUUAAAGUAUUUAUUUACUGUAGAAAGGCUUACCUCAUGUCUCUUCACCUAAGACCCCUCACACGGUCAAGUGUGUGUGUGUGUGUGUGUGUGUGUCGCCACCUUGUGGUACGCUCAAGAACAUUCCCGCUCACCUCCAUUUGCAAAAUACUCACUUCGGUCCUGCAUGAGAAGCCUGAGCUGGUUCUUAACGGUCCGAACAAAAGAGAAGAACCAGAAGCGAUCCGUAACCUAGCAGAACCCAACAGAACAGAAGAACCAGAAGCACCAACCGGGCCCAGGGUUCCGUUAAGGACAUCACAAGAACCAGCCCUGUUUCCGUUAAGAACACCACAAGAACCAGUCCUAGUUCCAUUAAGAACCCAUAAGAGCCAGCCCUGGCCUCUCCCAAACCCUGCAAGAACCAGCUAUGGUUCCGUUAAGAACAACACAAGAACCAGUCCUAGUUCCAUUAAGAACCCAUAAGAGCCAGCCCUGGCCUCAUCCAAACCCUGCAAGAGAAGAGCAGAGUAGAGACAUGUGUUAGCAGAAGUGUGUGUUCUGCUACGCUAGUGUGUGUUCUGCUACACUAGAAACGGAACUGUGGAUUGUGUUUCACAUUCAAACUACUUUGGUGGUGAUAGAUAUUUAGUGUGUAGGUGAAUUCAAAUCUAUUUAGUUUAAUAUUGCAUUUUUAACAUGGUUUCUACAAAAGGUUGCGAAAGAAUUUAACAUUUUUAAAAAACAUUUUUAAUGGAAGUUGUAAAAAUAAGCUUCAGAAA